Messenger RNA from Gongylonema pulchrum, 834 nucleotides. Lineage: Eukaryota; Metazoa; Nematoda; Chromadorea; Rhabditida; Gongylonematidae. The record is from the annotation of a GenBank genome assembly.
AUGCCAGACGGUUUGGGUGAUUUUGAUUUUUUGCAGGGUUCACAAAAUAUCAAUUUGCUAAAGCGCUUGCAAAUCGAGGAUUUGGUUUUUGGAGAUAUCGUGCUUACCGAACUGAACAAUCAAGGCACCAGUACCAAGCAGCUUCGAAAUAACAAAUGUAUUCAAUCAGUGAAUGCACCAGUGCGAGUCCAUAAGAAAGCGCCAUCAUCGGUCGAUGGGAAGAAGCGCAAAACACCACAGCGACAGCAGCACUGCGCUUCGCCAACGCGAAAAAAUGGCGUUAGCGCCACUGGUGCGAAAAAUUCAAAUUUCAAGGAUGAUAAAGCAAGGAAGUCGACACAAAGAACGAAGAAGAAUCAGACCGUUCCUUCAUCAUUGGCCUCAACAUCAGAAGCAGCAGCAGCACCCAGUCCGUUGCAACGUCCGGCAACACCGUUGACCCCUUCACUGGACCCGGAGCUGUUGCGGCAGUUCGAAGAAGAGGAUCGUCCAAAACGCGUCCUUCGAUCGUCCACUAUUGCAGUAGGCUGCAAGAACAAUCCCAACAUUUUUAGCAACAGAAGGAGCAGCAUUCCUGAGCGGAAAAAAGCAGCGAUACUCAGGAGACCUUAUGCCCGAACAUCGAAGAAGCAAAAGCUAAAUAAUCUGACGAGUUGCGCACUGCUGGUCAACAAUGUUUCCGCUGUUAAAUCAUUUGGACCGCAAAAAAAACGCUACAAAUCCGAAGGCGAUACAAUGAAUGAUAAUAAGCCGGAAAAAGCGAAACAACGCAGGGUUUGUUUUCUUUUCAUUGUCGAAGUCCCACUUCAUUCUAGAGUUUUUGUUUUUUUUUAA